Effrenium voratum is the source of this 715-nucleotide messenger RNA. The record is from the annotation of a GenBank genome assembly. Lineage: Eukaryota; Dinophyceae; Suessiales; Symbiodiniaceae.
AGGGCAGGUUUGCUCAAGUCCUUGUGACUACCACUUAACGCAUUCGAACCAAACUAGUCCAAUAUCGAACAUUGUAGCCAUGGUGCCGCGCUGCUACCUCUUGGCGUGGCUGAUGGCUGCAAGUGUGCUGGGUCGUCAUGACGAUGCACCCGGAUUGUCGCUUUCGGCUGAAUUGUCAGAAGUGAGGAAGCCUGCAUAUGACCCCGCAGAUGUGGAUGCGACGCAGGUUGCCACGCAGGCUGCGCUUGGAGCAAGAUCAGUGGUGCUGUUUCAGCUAGCGACCGCUUCUGUAAAAGCCGUCCCGACCAAUUCCACGCAGAUGAAGCGGAUUAAUGGCACUAGCGUCUCAGGGCCAGCCUUCCCUCACAAGGCCAGCCUGCUCGGGCUCGCGACAGAACUUUCUGGAAAGCUUGCCACAGCUCUAGGGGUGACUGACAUUGUUAGUCUGUGCGUCCUCGGCUUGGUGGUCCUACUUGCGCUGUACUUUGUGUGGGGUGGCAAUUGGAACUCGCUGCAGGAAGAUCCAUACGGGGAGCUGAGGAGUACGGGAGAGCGAGCGGGCCGAGAAGCCAAAGACAAGCUUGCCGACUGGCAAGCGCAACGGGCGGCAACUUCACCUGGCGGUCAGGAUCCCUUCGCAACGCAGCCAGCGGAGGGAGGAUUUCGUAGGUCCAUGAACUCUUGCUGCUGAUUUGUGCCAGGCGCGCAAGAUGGA